AGGAUCCACAACUGCAACAAGGAGGUUGACUAUAGAGGAGGAACAAACAUGGCGACCGGCUAUGCGUGGUUUCUUGUGCUGGGCUCGGUUUUUCUAUGCAAUCUCAUGAAAACACUGCUGCCGACCAUAUCGUCUUUCCUCUCAAAAAUGGUUCAGAAAGACGCAGAGCAGGAGAGUGAGAUGAGGGCCGAAAUCCAGGAGAUGAAGAAGGAGCAGUCCUCAAUUAGCAUGAUGGAUGAGUUUGCUAGAUAUGCCAGACUGGAGCGCAAAAUCAACAAGAUGACCGACAAGUUGAAAACACACGUGAAAUCAAGAACAGCACAACAAGCCAAAAUGAAAUGGGUUGUGAACAUUGUCUUUUAUAUUCUGCAGGCUGCUCUGAUGAUCUCCUUGAUAUGGAAGUAUUACUCUGAUCCAGUGACAGUGGUCCCCAGUAAAUGGAUCGCCCCUGUGGAGCGCCUUGUGGCCUUCCCAACAGGAGUGGCAGGUGGAGUGGGAAUCACAUGCUGGUUGGUGGUUUGCAACAAAGUAGUUACACUGGGUCUCCAUGCCGUCAGCUAGAGACUCCAGCUGAGUUAAAUACACUCAUUAUCUAACUUCUUCCUCAACAUUUUGCCGAUGAAGGCCGCAGUUUUGUGUCAUUUUUUGUCAUCUGCUUCAGGUCAACAUGUAAAAAUGCAGAGCAUUUUGGCAUUGGCUGUUUCAUGUUCCAUGUAUUUUGGUGAUGUUGAAUUUUUUUCAUUUUUUGUUAAUUUUAAGUUAAUUGUGAUGAUGUUUUGUCUGUAUUAUUUAAAAACAUAAUGAUAUGGAAAUGUUGAAAGGCUUUUUUUAGAAGAGAUAAUAAAAGAAAAGCUUUUGA
This is a messenger RNA of Chelmon rostratus (copperband butterflyfish), 859 nucleotides long. It is a transcript of the gene get1, whose product is annotated as guided entry of tail-anchored proteins factor 1. Gene Ontology annotation, biological process: tail-anchored membrane protein insertion into ER membrane. The record is from RefSeq and is a predicted model, not a curated record. The transcript has 5 exons. The coding region runs from base 49 to 561 and encodes 170 amino acids. NCBI's taxonomy places the organism in Eukaryota, Metazoa, Chordata, Actinopteri, Chaetodontiformes, Chaetodontidae.